Xylaria bambusicola is the source of this 2220-nucleotide messenger RNA. Its product is annotated as NCS1 nucleoside transporter. Gene Ontology annotation, biological process: transmembrane transport. The coding region runs from base 448 to 2013 and encodes 521 amino acids. NCBI's taxonomy places the organism in Eukaryota, Fungi, Ascomycota, Sordariomycetes, Xylariales, Xylariaceae. The transcript is spliced from 9 exons. Gene Ontology annotation, cellular component: plasma membrane. The record is from RefSeq and is a predicted model, not a curated record. Gene Ontology annotation, molecular function: transmembrane transporter activity.
CGAAAGCCGUUCACCAAGCUCUCGGAUCCCGGCCCGCCUCCGAAGAUAGCCGUUCAAGCUUCUUAGCACAGAAUGAAAGGCUUCUCGGCGAAGCAAAUUUACCUACCUACUAGACGUUCGUCUGAAAGAGUGGGUUUGUUCCCCACCCAACUGUCAGACAGGUUGUCUUGUUCCUCCCUUUCGCAGUCAGAACGUAUUACCUGAGAUUAUUCAAACAACGCGCCGUUGAAAAAAGAUUUAAAAUUUUCAACGUGGCGCUUCCAAUCCGGGAAAUAUUUCCACUAUUCUGAGCCCAAGUAUCCAAUAAAAGACCAGGACUACGUUACACAUCUAACGACACGCGUUGUUUGAGAUAAAUUCAGGUAACACGGUACGUUGGUUACUUACUACACUAUAUGAGACAGACGUUCGGAAAAGCGCCACCAAUCAUUGCAAUCUAUUGCCGUCAUGCUUUUCUCCCGGAAGAGCGCCGGAACCGUACCGGACACCGACGAUGGCGAAAAAGACGGAUGUCAUGAGCAGGAGCGGCAUCCGAAUAGACACACUAACGGUCUUGUGUCUUUACUUACUGUCGAGGAUGGCGUUGUGUACAAACCCGAGGCCCAGGAACACACGCGCUGGUACCAAAGGCUGCUAGACGUCGGAGUCGAAGAGAAUGGCAUUAAACCGGUGCCCGUUGAGAAGCGAACGAACACGCAGUACAACAAUCUAUUCACCGUUUUUUUCACGGGCUUGCUCUGCAUCUUACCACUGCCCACGGGAAUGCUAGCAACGACUGUGUUCCAGCUUAGUCUGCGCGAUGCGUCUCUGACUAUCUUGUUCUUUUCUGCCUUCUGCACUGCUGCCCCAGCGUUUAUGGGAUGUGGCGGCUAUAAAACCGGAUUGCGGCAGAUGAUCCAGGCUCGCUACUCCUGGGGUCUAUACAUUGUCACGAUAAUCCUCGUUUUAAAUGCUGCCACAGUUACAGGCUUCUCUAUUGUUGCCGCAAUUGUAAGUGGACAGACGAUUGCUACCAUUAACCCCGGAAAUGUAAGCGUGACGGUUGGCAUUGUCAUCGUUAUCCUAGCGAGCUUUGUGCUUUCAUUACUAGGAUACCGAGUCUUACACAUCUGGGAACGCUGGCAAUGGCUUCCCAAUCUCGUAGUUCUCACCAUUACUGUUGGUGUCGGCGGAAAGCACCUUGUUCACCAGCAAGAAGUCCCCCCAGCCACGGCGUCCCAGGUACUGUCAUAUGGAGGAUUAAUGGCCGGUUAUUUCAUUACCUUUGGAGGCACCGCCUCGGACUUUUCCAUAUAUCAUGAUCCUAAAGCACCUCUACGAAAGGUCUUCACAUACAUUUAUCUCGGAAUCUUCACACCCUCAGUCCCCCUACUAAUACUGGGCGCUGCCAUGGGGGGAUCUGUGUCUGUUGUUGCAGGCUGGGAAGAGGCUUACGAAUCCUACGGUACCGGGGGUAUUUUAGCAGUGAUGCUCCAACCAGUGGGCGGAUUCGGAAAAUUCGUGUUAGUCAUUCUGGCGUUAUCCGUCAUAGGCAAUAUCGGCAUUUCGAUGUACCCAGUGGCGUUAAACCUACAAAUGCUGGUUCCAGCCUUCACGAAGGUGCCACGUUUCAUCUUCACCCUAGCCGUCACGGCUUUAAUGAUUCCGCUAUCGAUUGCCGCAUCGCGCGCAUGGGAAGAGUCGCUAGAGAAUUUUCUCGCGGUCAUUGGAUAUUGGGCAGGCUUCUUCGAUGCCGUAAUGAUCGAGGAAGCUGUUGUAUUCCGUCGCCUGAAUUGGGAAUCAUAUGAUCACUCGAUUUGGAACGUUGGUCGUAAGCUUCCAUCUGGUAUCGCAGCUCUGGUGGCUUCAUUGUUGUCGCUCGGACUAGUAAUCCCCGGUAUUAACGAGGUCUGGUUCGUUGGGCCAUUCGCAAAGACAACGGGCGAUAUUGGUUUUGAAUUGGCCUUUUUCGGUACUGCGUUGUUUUACUUGCCUUUGAGGUGGCUUGAAAUCAAGUGGAGGGGCCACCUAUAACCACAGUGGAGGACAAUACGCAUUAUGUAGUUUUUGCUAGAUGGAACGAAGAAGGUAUAUUCAGAGGAAGAACAGUUGUCAUGGUACCAUAGUUGAGUGUAGAUAUGUAAGGUCUCGAACUGAUAACGUUGUUUACCUUUUGGUAGCGUAGCGGUUAUAGUUACUAUUACGCUCCCAUGCUCGUUCCGUGACAACAGCCACAAAGAU